This is a messenger RNA of Ornithodoros turicata, 3447 nucleotides long. RefSeq lists its product as uncharacterized. Bases 210 to 3257 code for a protein of 1015 amino acids. Gene Ontology annotation, molecular function: zinc ion binding; nucleic acid binding; aspartic-type endopeptidase activity. The transcript is spliced from 2 exons. NCBI's taxonomy places the organism in Eukaryota, Metazoa, Arthropoda, Arachnida, Ixodida, Argasidae. The record is from RefSeq and is a predicted model, not a curated record. Gene Ontology annotation, biological process: DNA integration; proteolysis.
CCUGCUUUGCUGUGUGCGUGUCUUUUGUUGGCUGUGCCUCACUCAUGCUGCUGCCGGGUCGAGCGCUCGGUAUGAGCAGAAUAAAAGUAUGUUCUGCUGCUACGCACCGUCUCAUGGAUUAGACACAACAUAUUGGCGACGAGCUGGACGUACGACCCACCAUCUCCGGAAAGAAUUCUCAGGGCAGUACAGUAACAACUUCGAGGGAUAUGGCAACACGCAUUGCUCAAGCUCUCAGAUCUACAGUUCUCAAGCUUAGGACAUACACGGGACAGCUGGUGAUCCCGAAGGGCGUCGUGGAUGUCCAAGUAAAGUACAACAAGCAAGUAGCAACAGUUCCUUUCUACGUGGUAAACCAGCAUGGACCGCCUCUUCUGGGAAGAGAGUGGUUGCAGCACCUCCUACUAGAUUGGCCAGCGAUUUGUGGCAUCAAAGAACUCCGCAACUGUGGAACUCUCGAGUGCACGGACCGUCAGCAGGACCUCGGUACUCUCCUGGAGAAGUACAAGGCCAUUUUUAACGACGAGCUCGGAACCAUUAGAGGUGAGAAAGCACGCCUGUUCUUGAAAGAAGGUAGUCGCCCGCGGUUUGUGAAGGCUCGUAGUGUACCCGUUGCGUUGCUGCCAGCUGUUGAAAAUGAGUUGAGGAAGCUGGAAGAAUUGGGAAUCAUCGCCGCGACAACCACUAGUGAGUUCGCUACCCCGUUAGUGCCAGUGGUGAAGAAAGAUGGAACAAUUAGACUGUGCGGUGAUUACAAGACAACGAUUAAUCCGCAGCUCGACAUUGACCGUUACCCCCUACCCAGGGUAGACGAAUUGCUCGUAACGAUGGCUGGAGGACAGAAGUUUUCAAAAAUCGAUCUCCGUAGGGCGUAUCAGCAGGUGGAAGUGUGCGAGGAUUCAAAGAAAUAUUUAACGCUCAGUACGCACAAGGGUCUCUAUCAAAUGAACCGUCUUCCGUUCGGUAUAGCGUCGGCACCGGGAAUUUUUCAGCGCAUUAUGGACAACAUAUUGAAGGACUUGCCGAAGGUGUCGUGUUUUCUUGAUGACAUUUUGGUCACGGGCGCCUCAUCAGAUGAACAUCUGGCUAAUCUUGAAGCAGUGUUAAAAAGACUGAACGAACACGGUGUACGCGUGAAGCGUGAGAAGUGUGAAUUUUUCAAAGACAGUCUGCAAUAUCUGGGUCAUGUGAUAAGUGCAGAAGGAGUACACACAUCGCCGCUGAAAGUCAAAGCAAUUGUGGACGCCCCGGAACCGAAGGAUAAGCAUCAGCUACGAUCCCUUCUAGGACUCGUAAACUACUACGGAAAGUUCGUUCCGAAACUGGCGACCAUUGCUUUUCCAUUAAACAGACUUUUGUGCGACGACGUUAGCUGGCGCUGGGAUAAAGCAUGUGAGAACGCCUUCACGAAGAUUAAGGAGCUCAUCACGCAGGCACCGGUCCUAGUGCAUUAUGACCCGCGAUUACCCUUGCAACUGGCGGCUGACGCGUCUGCUUAUGGAGUGGGUGCGGUUCUUUCGCACACGUUAACGGACGGAACAGUGCGCCCUAUAGCCUACGCAUCACGAACUCUUACGCAGGCGGAACAAGGAUAUUCGCAACUUGAGCGCGAAGCGCUUGCGCUCAUUUUCGCCGUGAAGAAAUUUCACUAUUAUCUCUACGGGAGAGAGUUCACGCUAAUAACAGACCACAAACCCUUGCAAACAAUACUUGGACCGAAGACUGGCAUUCCAGCUAUUGCAGCAGCGAGGUUACAACGAUGGGCAGUUUUUCUUUCCGCAUAUACAUACGUGUUACAGUACAAGCAAGGAAGAAGUAACGUAGAAGCGGAUUUCUUGUCAAGAUUGCCGUUAAACUGCGAUGAGCCAGCAGAAGAAGCGGAUGUUGAAAUGUUUUACGCAUUACGUCUUGAAACGAUGCCCAUCAGAAGCAGAGAUGUGGCUAGGGAAACGGACCGCGACCCGACGUUGCGUCGCGUCCGUGAGCUAAUUCUCCUGGGAUGGCCAGCCUGUGUUACAGACCCAGUUUUAAAGCCUUACUUUAACAGAAGAAAUGAACUGACUGUGCAUGAGGGCUGCAUCAUGUAUGGGAUGAGGGUGGUGAUACCGCCGAAGUUGCAAGCGUCCAUCUUCGACGAGCUACAUGACGGCCAUCAGGGGAUAGUCAGAACCAAAGAGCUAGCCCGAAGUUACGCGUGGUGGCCUACCAUAGACUCUGACAUAGCGUUAAAAGUGUCCGCAUGUCUUGAGUGUCAACAAGUGCAACACGCUCCGCCGAGAGCCCCGCUUCACCCGUGGUCUUGGCCAACAGCCCCAUGGCGAAGACUUCACGCGGACUUCGCAGGACCCUUUAGAGGGCGCAUGUUUUUCGUUAUUGUAGACGCCCAUUCGAAGUGGCCUGAGGUUUUUGUUAUGCAGAAAACAACUGCUGAGUGUACCAUUGACAAGUUGCAUAACCUGUUCUGCAGAUUCGGCAUUCCGGAUUCGUUUGUUACUGAUAAUGGUCAACCCUUUGUUUCUCGGGAAUUUAAAGACUUUUUGCAACAAAUGGGAGUGAGAUCGGUAACCACAGCCCCUUAUCAUCCGAGCAGUAACGGUUUGGCCGAAAGGUUUGUGCAAUCGCUUAAGUCAGCGCUUCGAAAGUGUGAAAAUACAUCACGACUGAAUAUCGCCUUGGACCGUUUCCUUCUUCAGUAUCGGAAUACGCCGCACGCAACGACAGGAGAAACGCCAGCUAGACUGUUGUUCGGACGGAACUUACGUUCCCGUCUAGAUCUUGUAAAACCUUGUGUUGAACGUUCAAUGCAACAUAAACAGUUCGUGCGGUCUCCACAUCGGCGUACUCCGAAACGAACCCUAAACGUUGGUGACAUUGUGAUGGCGCGUAAUUUUCGGGGAGGGCAAAGGUGGUUACGUGGUGUGAUCCUUAAUCAGACUGGACCAGUUUCUUACAGAGUGCAGGUUAGCACACCGUACGGAACUUUACUGUGGCGGCGACAUUUGGACCAACUACGAAGAGUUCCUGUUGCAAGUGGACACGCUUGGUUCGACGGCCCCGCCACCGAUGAUUCAACGGAAGUCUCCUCGGAGGCAGUGGUCCAGGGUUCCCCCCGACGGCACAACGAAGCCCCAGUUGUUCUCGACUGUCAAGGAACGCCUUCGCAAGGAACUUCUCAGCAAAGUGCCUCAGAUGGAAGCGAACUUCCUAGACGAUACCCCCUACGAGAACGACGCCCACCAGAUCGUUUCCAGCCUUAGCUUUGCAUUAGAGAGGGAAAAGUGUUGUGUGAUAACAGUCAAGGUUAGCACCGGUAUGUUAUGGGCCACGCCCCCGCGCAGAAGGUAGAUAAGCUGCCUGCUUUGCUGUGUGCGUGUCUUUUGUUGGCUGUGCCUCACUCAUGCUGCUGCCGGGUCGAGCGCUCGGUAUGAGCAGAAUAAAAGUAUGUUC